This is a messenger RNA of Gasterosteus aculeatus aculeatus (three-spined stickleback), 2649 nucleotides long. It is a transcript of the gene vegfab, whose product is annotated as vascular endothelial growth factor Ab. The record is from RefSeq and is a predicted model, not a curated record. Gene Ontology annotation, biological process: positive regulation of mast cell chemotaxis; induction of positive chemotaxis; vascular endothelial growth factor signaling pathway. Gene Ontology annotation, cellular component: membrane. Gene Ontology annotation, molecular function: chemoattractant activity; heparin binding; vascular endothelial growth factor receptor binding. Lineage: Eukaryota; Metazoa; Chordata; Actinopteri; Perciformes; Gasterosteidae.
GGGGGGGGGGAGGCGAAGUGACAACUUUGCUGAUUGACGAGUAUCAACGCCGUGUUCUCCUCUUUUCUCUUUUUUUCUCCCCCCGCGCAGAGCGUCACAGCGGCCAAUGCUCAAGUUGCACAUAGGAGAAGCUCACCAGCUCCCAAUGGACAGACGCUCGGAGAAGGCUGGCGCAACAAGCAUGGAAUUAUUUUUGUAAUGUGGAUCGUUUUUCCCCUGCAAGAAAAUAAAAGUCCGCUGCGGAACAAUGUGGCACGCUUUUCGUCUUGGAUUCUCUUUUUUCUGGAUAUCUUGAAAAUCAUCGGCAACAGUUGAGAAGGAAGACGUUAUGCGCAAAGGAUUGUAUGCUCCGACCCCGGGACCACCAUGGAUCUGCCAUUACAACCCCCUGCCCCUUAUUUAGAGAAGUUGUAGCCGGUCCGCUUGUGUUGCUCUUGUACUUGUUGUCAUAAACUUACAGAACAAAUCGCCACUUCGGCCCCUUGGAUUUUAAAACGUCGCCUGCCUGUGGAUUGGAUUUCAAACAUGAACUUUAUUGACAGUUUGACACUAUUAUUUUUGACGCUGUCAGCUGUCAAGAGCGCCCACAUACCGAGGGGAACAGAACGAGGUCCACAUGACGCGAUCCCAUUGAUGGAGGUGUACAACAAGAGCCUGUGUCAGCCCCGAGAGCUGCUGGUGGAGAUUCUGCAGGAGUACCCGGAGGAGGUGGAGCACAUCUUCAUCCCGUCCUGCGUGGUGUUGACGCGCUGCGCCGGCUGCUGCAGCGAUGAGAUGAUGCAGUGCGUGCCGACGUCCAGCUACAACGUGACGAUGGAGAUUAAAAGAAUAAAACCCCAAAGGCAACAAAAUGAUUUUCUCAUGAGUUUCACAGAGCACAGCGCAUGUGAGUGUAGGUUAAAGAAAGAAGCGGCAGAACAGAAAGACAAAAAGUCCCGGAAAGGCAAAGCUAAAGGCCAAAAGAGAAAACGAAAGAAAAACCGCGACAAAACUAUUCACGGCGCCGUCUGCGCGCCGUGUUGCGAUCACUGCUCGGAGAGGAGGAGGCGCCUGUUCCUGCAAGAUCCAGCCAGCUGCCGGUGCUCCUGCAAGCACACGGACGCCUUCUGUAAAGAACGCCAGCUGGAGCUCAACGAGAAGACCUGCAAAUGUGACAAGCCGAGGAGAUGAGCGAGGUGGCAGCACCAGAUGUACAAGAUGAAGGAAUAUUAGAGAUAUUUCACAGCACAGCACUUUGACCUUUGAACCGUAAGCUCUUCUUUUCUGUGGAAAGCAUUCCCCUCGGACUGUCGUGAGAGAGAACACUGAGACUGAACUGAAGUUUCCUCCCACUGUGUAUCUGUGUGUAAAUAGACCAUGAUAUAAGAAAAAAAUGAGUACAGAAUUGUUAUGCUGCUACAAACACAAAUAACUAAACCCAUCAUUUGACAAAAGGAAAAUAGCUCGUGGUUUUGCAUUUCUAACAGGCUUGUGAUGCAGAUGUAGUCUUCUUGUGAAUUCAUCGUAUACAAUUACUUCACUGGAUAUCUGGAGUCUCUACUGUGAUUGUGUGUCAGUCGUAAAAUGGCAGAAUCUCCCCACGUGAGAUAUAUUUAACUGUGGAGGACGACGUUGGACGGACGGACGGAUUCUCCUCGGGCGAUUUCUGCUCUUGCUUUUGGAGUAUCGACGGCGGGACAACGGGGGACAGAGGAACCUGUCUUUUCCGGGACGGUGCAGGACUGACACGAACGCUCACGGUGUGGACGCCGCCGUCCGCCUGCGCGAGAACAGAUGCUUUUAAAGGGAUCCUGGUCGACAGCAGAGCUGCUUCACUGCCCCGCAGGAAAACCACUGAGAACAUCCGAUACUGUAGUUUGAUUCCAUUUGAAAAACUGUGCCUCACAAUGUGUACUGAGAAAUCUUUCGAGUGCUUUUUAAAUUAUUUGUUUGUUUUCCUUUUCAGGAGAGGGGAUUUUCAAAGUAGUUUUGUUAGUUGUCCAACUUGUACGUAUGUUCAUCUCUGUACUUGUACAUACUUAAUAUCCCUUUAUGCCAUAGUCCAUUUUAGAUAAUUUAUAAUGUUAUAGAGUAUUUUGCAGUAUUCAUCCUUCUACCCAUAUUUAAUUUGGUUUAUUUAUAUAUGCAGUGUUAUGUCCUCCCUCCCCACCAUGUAUAAGGUCACUGACGGCUCCUCAGCACGGAGCGUCUCUGUGCUUCUCUUCACAACCAACUAAAAAAUGACGUCAAAUGACUAUUUGUUAACAUUCCCUAAAUCAUUUGGAUCAUUUGUCCUGGUGCACCGGUGACGUUUCCCCCUCGUGUGGGGGCAGUGGGCGCUGUGUAGGGUUUUGAACAUGCUGUGUGUGUGUGUGUGUGAGUGUGUGUGUUAAUGCACACAUCUGUGCGGAGGUAUCAGGAAGUUGUGUUCCAAGAAAGCGGCGGGCCUGUUUUUAAGUCCGUUCCGCGAGAACAAACUUCACUGCAGCGCUCCGCACUUCCACCAUGACACCUUUUAAAACAUCUGGAUUCCAGUCGGCGUCAUCAGUUAUCCACUCAUUAUAAGUUAUCUUUGUCACUCUACUAUUAACAUGUUUUCUGUCUAUGUAAAACAGUAAAGCAUAUUUAUUUUCAAAUUAUAUUGUUUUUAUAUAAAAUAAGGAAACGCUU